Ochotona princeps (American pika) is the source of this 2299-nucleotide messenger RNA. RefSeq names its product zinc finger protein 133 (gene ZNF133). The transcript has 4 exons. The record is from RefSeq and is a predicted model, not a curated record. Gene Ontology annotation, molecular function: DNA-binding transcription factor activity, RNA polymerase II-specific; RNA polymerase II cis-regulatory region sequence-specific DNA binding. Gene Ontology annotation, biological process: regulation of transcription by RNA polymerase II. Lineage: Eukaryota; Metazoa; Chordata; Mammalia; Lagomorpha; Ochotonidae. The coding region runs from base 146 to 2113 and encodes 655 amino acids.
GUGCUUGGCUGGGGGCGAUUCUCUCCAGCCGGUGAUGACCCUCUUGUUCUUGGGUGGCGUUGGUGAGUGAGGCUCCCGUGGGACUCUUGCUGCCACCGUGCCUUUUUUUUCCCCUGAACGGAAAAGGAGGUCUGAAAAGACACACAUGGCGUUUAGAGAUGUGGCUGUGGAUUUCACACAGGAGGAGUGGAGCCUGCUGAGUCCUGCCCAGAGAACGCUGUACAAGGAGGUGAUGCUGGAGAACUAUAGCAACUUGGUGUCUCUGGGAAUUUCGUUUUCUAAACCCAAACUCAUCACUCAGCUGGAGCAAGGGAAGGAGACAUGGAGAGAGGACAGACAGUGUCCACUGGCCGCCUGUGCAGAACCAAAACCAGAACUCAGCCUUGGUCCUUGUUGCCCUCCCGGUCUCUCCAGUCAGAACUUCCCCAUGCAACACCCACUGGGUGAUCCUCCCCGCUGGAUCUUCUCGUGCUUGUGUGCAGAGACGCACGCCGUCGAGCCAGGCGUCGAGCCGGGGGAGCCGGCCCCUGGGGAACAGGAGCCGCAGCAAGCCUCUGAUGGACACAUCUGGAGCAAUAGAGCAGAAGAUCACGGGAGACGGCGCACCAGGCCUUUGUUUGGAAGGACAAAGAAGAGGGCUUUGGGAGCAUGUUCCAGGCCACCCCAAGGGCAGCUGGUCAGCUCUCAGAGUGGCAUUGGAAGGGAGGAGGCUGAGGCGAGUGCGUCUGAGACAGGAAACCCGGAGGAAACGAACAGAUUGUUGGAAAGGAUAGAAGUCUUGGGAUUUGGAACGGUCAACUGUGGAGAGUGCGGGCUGGGCUUCAGCAAGCUGGCAAACCUGCUGAGUCACCAGAGGAUACACUCAGGGGAGAAACCCUAUGUGUGUGGCGUGUGCGAGAAGGGCUUCAGUCUGAAGAAGAGCCUUGCCAGGCACCAGAAGGCACACUCAGGGGAGAAACCCAUCGUGUGCAGGGAGUGCGGGCGAGGGUUUAACCGGAAGUCGACGCUCAUCAUCCACGAGAGGACGCACUCUGGCGAGAAGCCUUACAUGUGCACUGAAUGUGGGCGGGGCUUCAGUCAGAAGUCCAACCUCAUCAUACACCAGAGAACACACUCAGGAGAGAAACCAUACGUGUGCCGUGAGUGUGGCAAAGGCUUUAGCCAGAAGUCGGCUGUUGUCCGGCACCAGAGGACACACUUGGAGGAGAAGACCAUUGUGUGCAGUGACUGUGGCCUGGGUUUCAGUGACAGAUCCAACCUCAUCUCCCACCAGAGGACACACUCGGGUGAGAAGCCCUAUGCCUGCAAGGAGUGUGGGCGUUGUUUUAGGCAAAGGACAACCCUUGUCAACCACCAGAGGACGCACUCCAAGGAGAAACCCUAUGUGUGCGGAGUGUGUGGGCACAGCUUCAGCCAGAAUUCAACCCUCAUCUCUCACCGGAGGACACACACAGGGGAGAAGCCAUAUGUGUGUGGGGUGUGUGGGCGAGGCUUCAGUCUGAAGUCCCACCUCAACAGACACCAGAACAUACAUUCUGGGCAGAAGCCCAUUGUGUGCAAGGACUGUGGCCGGGGCUUCAGCCAGCAGUCCAAUCUCAUCAGACACCAGAGGACACACUCAGGGGAGAAGCCCAUGGUCUGUGAGGAGUGUGGGCGUGGCUUCAGUCAGAAGUCCAACCUCCUUGCACACCAGAGGACACACUCAGGGGAGAAGCCAUACGUGUGCCGCGAGUGUGGGCGGGGCUUCAGUCACCAGGCUGGGCUCAUCAGGCACAGGAGGAAACACUCAAGGGAGAAGCCGUACACGUGCAGGCAGUGUGGACUAGGCUUUGGCAAUAAGUCAACUUUAAUCACACAUAAGCGGGUCCACUCAGAAGAGAAACCUUGCCUGGGUGGAGAGUGUGGCCAAAGCUUUAUCCCAAAGUCCCAGGUCACGUUACAUCAGCUGGCACAAAAGGGUGAGAAGCCUCAAAUGUGCAAGAUGUGUGGGCAGGGCUUUAGCCAGAAGUCUCACCUCCGCAAACAUCGGAAGAUAAAGGCCAUCCACCACAAAGCACCACUGCGCCCUGAGGCCCACGCGGGGCAGCCUGCUGGUCGCCCGUACUCUCUUUGAAAAGUAGAGGUGGUGAUGAGGACCAGCUGCCCACAUGUUUACACUUCCAGGAAACAUGCAGUGGAGUAGAAGAUUGCAUUCCAUAAAUGUUCUAGAGACAUUGAACUUAGUCUACUUUCCCCACACGAAGUCCUCUCCACAUUUUGUGGCCUUUGGUUCUAAUAAAUCUUCCUUACACAUCUGUAA